Molecule: messenger RNA, 7519 nt
Organism: Osmerus eperlanus (European smelt)
Lineage: Eukaryota; Metazoa; Chordata; Actinopteri; Osmeriformes; Osmeridae
Gene: ralgapa1
Product: Ral GTPase activating protein catalytic subunit alpha 1
Exons: 43
Coding region: 283-6828 (2181 amino acids)
Biological process (GO): regulation of small GTPase mediated signal transduction; positive regulation of GTPase activity
Cellular component (GO): nucleus; cytoplasm
Molecular function (GO): GTPase activator activity
Source: RefSeq, a predicted model, not a curated record
UUGGAUCGAGCUAGUAGGCUAGCCUCCCGUGUUUUGGGGAGAGGUGUUUAGGUUGCUUGAUGGGGAGGGUUGCAUUAUUUUACAUAACCGUAUCAGCAAAAUGCAUACCUCCCAAACUUGCCCAUCAAUUUAUUUACUUCGUGUAACACUUAAGGGCUGUUAGGUCGAUGCAUAUCAAAUGAUAACGUACCUAAAGCUCUGUCGUGGUUAUCCAUCUUUUGAAGAUUAACCAGUACUGGGACUCGCUCCUUAUUGCGAAUUCUUGCGUCUUUUGCUGUCGGAAUGUUCUCUAAAAAGACUCAUGGAGACGUCAAAAAAUCUACACAGAAAGUGUUGGAUCCAAAAAAGGACGUGCUGACUCGUCUGAAACACCUGCGAAUAGUAAUCGAGAAUGCUGAGCCGUGUGACCUGAAACACUUCUUUGACCAGUACUACUCCCACAUCUACUAUGUGUUCUUUGAGAACUUUGUCACCAUCGAAGUCAGCCUCAAACAAAAAGGUCACAAAUCACAAAGGGAAGAACUGGACGCCAUCCUUUUCAUUUUUGAGAAAAUCCUGCAGCUGCUGCCAGAGAGGAUACAGGGACGAUGGCAGUUCCACAGCAUAGGGUUGAUCCUGAAGAAGCUGUUACACACUGGGAACUCCCUGAAGAUCCGACGGGAGGGGGUGCGUCUGUUCCUCCUCUGGAUGCAGGCCCUGCAGGGGAACGCCCUGAGAGAGCAGCUGUGUAUGUUUGCCUGCCUCGUCCCCGGCUUCCCCUCCCCCCUGUCAGAACUCGGCCCCCGCACCCUGGACAACCUGGUCAACCCCCCCCUCAGUCUGCUGGAGACGCAAGUGACCCCAGAGGAAAUCAGCCCAUUGGUUGCUCCCCAGUCAGGUGACAAGAACCAAGAAGACCUGACUGGCUACUUUCUGGAGGCUCUGCUCAAAUACAUGGUAACGCAGGCAAAGAGUCUGGAGUGGCGUUGCAAGGAGAACCAUGAGAAAGGUUUUGCCUUCCUGUUUGGAAACUUCAAGAAGUUCUACCUUCCUCACAUCUUCCCCAACUUCUCCAAGGAGACCAGCCUCUACCAGCCCAUCCUGGAGGUGCCCCCCAUGCGGGCGAAGCCGUACUACUGCGUGGUGCGCCGGGAACAGGAGAGCAGCGAGAUGGUGUACUCCACCAAGGACAGCUUCCUGCAGGCCAGGGUGAUAUUCAUCCGCUGGCUGGUGUCCUUCUGGCUGGAGCUCCGCUCCAACACCACCACCCACAUCCCCGGGACGGAGGGUGAGAACGUGCCCAAGAACAUCCAGCGCGCCGCAGCAGGCCUGGCAGCGCGCCUGGAGGACGGGGGCGGUUGCCCCCGGCAGCCGGACGGCCUGGACGGGGGCGUGGGGGCGUGCGAGGGGGAGCAGAGCCACUCCAACACCAGCACCCUGACGGAGAGGGAGCCCAGCUCGUCCAGCCUGUGCAGCAUGGACGAGGAGCAGCUCACCGACAUGGAGGUGGUCCGCCGGGUGCUCUGCUGCUCCAGGACCAACGUCAACUUCAUCACGGAGAUCUUCAGACAGGCGUUCCUGCUGCCCAUGUGUGAGGCCGCGGCCAUGAGGAAAGUGGUGAGGGUGUACCAGGAGUGGAUCGCCCAGGAGGACAAGCCAGUCUUCAUGAGGGAGCCAGAGGAGGGCCUAAAUCCCACGUCCGGGAGGAACAGCCAGGAGCCGGGGGGGCCGCAGGAGAAGGAGGAGGAGGGUGUGAAUAAAAUGAUCGACAACGAACUGUUGGAGUACAGUGUUCAUGCUGGAGUCCAACCAACUCUACAGGUUUUCAUCACCAACUCUUCCAACGUGUUCCUCUUGGAGCCAGCCAAUGAGGUGAAGAUCCUGCUGGAGGAACAUGUGGACAUGUGCAAGAGAGUCCUCAACAUCUACCGGAGCCUGGUCAUGCACGAGACCAUGGACCAGAAGACCUGGGAGCAGAUCCUGCUGGUGCUCCUCAGGGUAACGGAGUGUGUGAUGAAGAGGCCUCCCUCCAUAAUGCCCCAGGGAAAGAAGAGCAUGACUCUAUCUGGACGUCUGGCUGGAGCCGUCUUCCAGACUCUGAUCGUGGCGUGGAUCAAGGGGAACCUGAACGUGUACAUCAGCCGCGAGCUGUGGGACGACCUGCUCGCCGUGCUGUCCUCGCUCACCUGCUGGGAGGAGCUGGUCACCGAGUGGUCCCUCACCAUGGAGACGCUCACCAAGGUCCUGGCCCGGAACCUCUACAGCCUGGACCUACAGGAGCUGCCGCUGGACAAACUGAGCGAGCAGAAACAGAAGAAGCACAAGGGGAAAGGUGGAGGUCUGGAGGGGCAGAAGAUGGUUGUGGACCGCUCCUUCUCCAAGGGCUGGAGCAGAGACCAGCCGGGCCAGGCGACAGCCAUGAGGCAGCGCAGCGCCACCACGGCCGGCUCCCCGGGCAUCGAGAAGGCUCGCAGCAUCGUGCGUCAGAAGACUGUGGCCCUGCGUAGCUGCUCCACAGGUGACAGCCUCCUGUCCUCAGCCUUUAUCCGCAGUGCUAAAAGUGCUCCGGUGCUGGUCCACCCUGCCCUCCCUCUCCUGCCCGACUCUGCCCUCCCCCCACUAGCUGACCACCUGUCAGAUCUGGAGGACCCCCCUAUGGCCAUGGCCCCCCGCGCCCCAAGAAUACGCCACGCCUCCCAGAGUGAGGAAGUCCCGCCUUCUGAGGUGUUCUCUGCGUCAGGUGACCUGGAGGCCCCGCCCCCACCCCUCCCCCGCAGCAGCAGCGCCUCCGACAUCAUGGAGCCCUUCAUCACCGAUAGGGUCAAAGCCAAUAAGGAGGAGGGGAGUCAGAAGACACGCCCUGUGUCCAGCGAUGCAGGAAGCAGCAACCCAAACUUUACUGACCUGAUGGACGAAUUCAUACAGGAGAGACUACGGACCAGAGGCACCUCUGGUCGCCGUGGCAGCAGCCCAGGUAUUCUGGAGAUCCCCAAGGACCUCCCAGAGCUGCUGGAGCGUCAGGGAGCCACGCGGCCCGUGGACGACCCGGGUGUGCCCUCGGAGUGGACCUCGCCCGCCAGCGCCAGCGGCAGCGACGUGGUCAGCUCCGACAGCCAAUCAGACUCCUUCAACGCCUUCCAGUAUUCCAACUGCAAGUUUGAGAAUUUCAGUUUUGGCUCGGAGGCUGGUGGUAACGGAUCGUUGGACCAGGACAGCCUAGGAGGGGGCGUGGCCCAGAGCGCUGACGAGCAGGAGGUAGCGAGUCUGACCACGCUCAACAUGGACUCUGAGACCAGCAGCCUCAGUCAGCACGGCCUGUCUGCUGAUACUGUCACCAUCACAGGGUCAGAGAGUGCGUCUCCAAUGCACUCUCUGGGAGGGUCUAGAUCUCAGACCCCUUCUCCAGCCACUCUCACUGCUGAACACACUGAACACAAAGACCUGCAGCUGGAUGAGAAGCUGCACCACUCUGUCCUGCAGACUCCUGACGACCUGGAAACUAGUGAGUUUCCGACGGAGGACUGCAGUGUCAUGGCGGGCGGCACGCUCACAGGCUGGCACGCCGAUGUUGCCACGGUGAUGUGGAGGCGGAUGUUGGGUAUCCUAGGAGACGUCAACACCAUCAAAGACCCAGAAAUCCACGCUCAGGUGUUUGACUACCUGUGCGAGCUCUGGCAGAACCUGGCCAAGAUCAGAGACAACCUGGGCAUCUCAUUGGACAACCAGUCGUCUCCGCCCCCUCCGGUCCUGAUCCCGCCCCUUCGCAUCCUCACCCCCUGGCUCUUCAAGGCCACCAUGCUGACGGAGCGCUAUAAGCAAGGGAAGCUUCAUGCCUACAAGCUGAUCUGCAAGAUCAUGAAGAGGAGGCAGGACGUUUCGCCCAACUCAGACUUCCUCACGCACUUCUACAACAUCAUGCACUGCGGCCUGCUGCAUGUGGACCAGGACAUCGUGAACACCAUCAUCAAGCACUGCUCCCCUCGCUUCUUCUCCGUGGGCCUGCCAGGAGCCACCAUGCUCAUCCUGGACGUCAUCAUCGCCGCCAGCCGAGUCACCGCCAGCGCCUCGCUCAAUGCCCCCAGGGUCGAGGCCCAGAUCCUGCUGGGGUCUCUGGUGUGUUUUCCCAACCUGUACGAGGAGCUUCCUGCUCUCCACCCCACCACGGCCGACGUGGUCAUGACCAAGUUCAGAGACGUCAAGGAGCACAUCAUCAAACACAUCCUGAGUUCAGCUAGAGAUGAGCCCUCUGCUCCAGCACGGUGCGUGGCUCUGUGCAGCCUGGGGAUCUGGCUGUGUGAAGAGCUGGUCCACGGCACCCAGCACAUCCAGAUUAAAGAAGCUCUCAACGUCAUCUGUGUGACCCUCAAGUAUCCCAAUAAGAGUGUGGCCUUGGUGGCAUCAGACAUCCUGCACCUGCUCAUCAGCUACGUGGACCACCUUCAGAAGUUCCCCCCCGACACGCCAAAGAAGAUCGUGGAGAUCCUGAUUGCCACCAUCACUUAUUUGCUGCCCACUACUGAGUCCUCGCCCCACGAGCUGGACAAGAGGCUGGUGGUGUCUCUCCUGCUGUGCCUGUUGGACUGGGUGAUGGCUCUGCCUCCACAGACCCUGCUGCAGCCCGUACACACACUCAGCCCCGACAAGGACCGCAGCGACAAGUCUGUCCUCAGCUGCAUAUAUAAGGUGCUCCAUGGGUGUGUGUACGGAGCCCAGACUCUGAGCAGCUCCAGGUACUUCCCCCUGAACCUGUCUGACCUGACCAGCCCGGACUACGACCCCUUCCUGCCCCUGGAGAGCCUGAAGGAGCCCGAGCCUCUUCACUCCCCCGACUCUGAACGCUCCUCCAAACUGCAGCCCGUCACGGAGGUUCGUAGUCGACUCCAGCACGGUCUGAUCUCCAUCGCGGCCAGGACGGUCAUCACCCACCUGGUCAACCACCUGGGACACUACCCCAUGAGUGGAGGGCCUGCCACGCUGACCAGCCAGGUGUGUGAGAACCAGGACAACCCAUACAGUGAGAGCGCAGACCUGGGCCCGGAGCUCUUCCACUCCCCCAACCUGCACUUCUUCUCCCUGAACGGCACCACCCUCCUGUCCUGCCUGCAGAUCCGGGCGGAGGACGGCCUCCCUGGAGGGGGCAUGUCCGCCGGCCUCACCACCACCCCCGCCUGCGUGCGCCUCAUCGUCAGGGACAUCUCGGGGAAACACUCCUGGGACUCUGCCGUGCUCUACGGACCCCCCCCGUGCCCCGGGUCCGACCCCGAGUCUGGCUGUGGGUCGGGGUCUCCCUCUGGCCACGCCCUGCUGCUGUGCAGCCCACCCCGAGAGGGGAGAGGGGGGGCAGGGGAGGCGGCAGGGGAGAAAGGAGAGGAGGACUUCGGGGAGGAGAGGGAGGAGGAGGAGGAGGAGGGGGGCGGGUUGGAGGAGGAGGAAGACGAGGGUGAAGGGCUGGAGGAGGAGGAGCAGGGGGAGGAGAGGGGGGAGGGUGCAGAAGGGGACAGAAACAGGAGAGAGGAAAGGGAUGAAGGCAAGGCGGAGGACAGAGGGGGGUGUCUUGAGCUGUUGGCCCCGCCCCUCGCCAAGCGCGUGUGCAGGGAGGCGGUGCCAUCGUGGGAUGCGCUGAGAGACGGCGAGGACGCGCUGGACGAGAUGCUGCUGUACCUGGGAUACUCCAGCCCCGAGUGUCUUCAGCGAGCGGGCACGCCCCUCAACAUCCCGGCCCCGCCCCCCACCUGCGUGUCGGAGAAGCAGGAGAACGACGUCAUCAACGCCAUCCUCAAGCAGUGCGCCGCGGAGCGCGACUUCGCCCGUCACCGCGGCGACGGGCCGAACAUGCGUGCCACGGGGCAGAGCGAGCCCCUCCCCCAGCGGCCCCAGUCCCCCUUCUACUACUGCCGGCUGCUGCUCAACAUCCUGGGGAUGAACUCCUGGGAGAACAGGAGUAACUUUCACCUGCUUAAGAAGAACGAGAAGCUUCUAAGGGAGCUGAAGAACCUGGACUCCAGGCAGUGCCGAGAGACCCACAAGAUAGCUGUGUUCUAUGUAGCAGAGGGUCAGGAGGACAAACACUCCAUCCUGUCCAACACCAGUGGCAGUCAGGCCUACGAGGACUUUGUCUCUGGACUGGGUUGGGAGGUGAACCUGACCAGCCACUGUGGCUUCAUGGGCGGUCUGCAGCGUAACCGUAGCACCGGCUUGACCACGCCCUACUACGCCACCUCCACCGUCGAGGCAGUCUUCCACGUGUCGACUCGCAUGCCCCCUGACUCAGACGACUCCCUCACCAAGAAGCUGAGGCACCUGGGUAACGACGAGGUCCACAUCGUGUGGUCGGAACAUUCCAGAGACUACCGCAGAGGCAUCAUCCCCACUGAGUUUGGAGACGUGCUCAUUGUCAUCUACCCCAUGAAGAACCACAUGUGCAGCAUCCACAUCCUCAAAAAGCCUGAGGUGCCGUUCUUCGGCCCCCUGUUUGACGGAGCCAUCGUGGAUGAGAAGAUCCUGCCCACUAUGGUCAGAGCCACUGCCAUCAACGCCAGCCGAGCCCUCAAGUCCCUCAUCCCCCUCUACCAGAACUUCUACGAGGAGAGAGCUCGGUAUCUAGAGACGAUUGUCCAGCACCACCUGGAGCCAACCACGUUUGAGGAUUACGCUGCCCGAGUCUUCAGUCCCGCCCCCUGCCACCACCUCUCCUCCGAUGCAGGCUCAUGCCUAGAGAGUCAGUGGGGAGAAAGUCCAGCAGUGCUGCUCGACGGGACCGACUCAGCCUCGCCAAUGUCCCCUCGUACUAGCAAGAGCCGCAUGUCAAUGAAGCUACGACGCUCUUCUGGAUCAGCCAAUAAGACCUGAGUUUCCCCUCCAAAUCAGCCAAUAAGACCUGACUUCCUCCCCAACUUGGCCAAUGAGAACAGAUUUCCCCUUUGGAUCAGCCAACAUGACCUAACGAUAGCGUGCUGCCAUGCCUUGGGCCACGCCCAGCAUUUACCUGGGCUGCUACACCUGUCUGGCUCAACCGGUCUCUGCUGUUACAUCUUCCUGAACCCGCCUUACCUGUCGAGGUAACACUCAAUAAGACAAGAACUCCUGUCACUACCUGGACCAUCAAAACCAGCCUCCUUCAAACGAUAACAAAGAAAAUACAGAGACUUGUUCGUCUUUUAAGGUUACAUUAUAGGCAGUGAGAGAGUGUACUAUAGUUUGUGAAUAGUUUAUGUAUAGUGUGAUUUUCUGUCCGAUGAGUCAUGUGCCAUGACAGAAAUCACAGAUUUGAGGAUGGAGAAUAUUCAUUUUCCUAGUUGUUAGGUGGAUGCUAAUUGGUCAAAGUUUUUUUUAGCUAUGAAAGGCUGGUCAUGGAUUGGUCUAAGUAAAGCACUUCCGGUUACUUCAGAUGUUGUUGUUUGUUUAUUUCACGGUGAACGUGAAGCUGGUCCACUCUUGAGUAUAAUAUUCACUACUGUUUAUUUAGGGGUCAUGUGUUGUUUAUCUUUUUUUAUCAAGAUUGUAAAAUUGGUUUUCACCUGAUAAAGAAUGUUACUGAUUA